AUGCCUACCAAAAAUGAGCAAGAAGAACGGAUGAAGAAAUUUAAAAACAAAGGCAAAGACCUUGCGGAAAUGAGGAGGCAAAGGAUAGAAGCUGGAGUCGAACUUCGCAAGGCUAGGAAAGAUGAGCAGAUCCUGAAGCGAAGGAACAUCUCUCUCACCCCAGAAAACCAGCUCUCCCCAGAGAAAGAACAGAAGAACGGGGCUGCGCAACUCUCUUUAGAGGAAAUUGUUGAAGCGAUCAAGUCGGAGGACCCGUGUCUCCAGCUGAAGGCAGCUCAAUCCGUCAGGAAGCUGCUGUCCAAGCAGAAGAAUCCGCCCAUCAAUGAAGUCAUCGAAGCCGGGAUCAUCCGCAGACUGGUGGACUUCUUGUACCACCACGACGCGCCCAACUUGCAGUUCGAGGCUGCCUGGGCCCUCACGAACGUCGCUUCGGGGACGUCCGACCAGACCAGAGCCGUCGUGGAGGCCAACGGCGUCCAGGGCCUGAUCGUCCUCCUGUCCUCCCCCCACAUGCACAUCUGCGAGCAGGCGGUUUGGGCACUGGGCAACAUCGCCGGUGACGGCCCCAUGUACCGAGACACCUUGAUCAACUUUAACGUGAUCCCUCCACUUCUGUCUCUGGUGGCACCAUCCACCCCGACUGGUUUCCUGAGGAACAUCACCUGGGCACUGUCCAACCUCUGCAGAAACAAAAACCCGUAUCCACCCCUGGGGGCGGUGAAGCAGAUGCUGCCUGCGUUGACCUGCCUCCUGCAGCACGAGGAUAAGGACAUCCUUUCCGAUGCCUGCUGGGCCAUCUCCUACCUGACCGAUGGGUCCAACGAUCGCAUCCAGAUUGUGGUUGAGUUGGGGAUCCUACCACAGCUGGUGAAGCUCAUGACCAGUCCAGAGUUGCCUAUUCUGACCCCGGCCCUGCGUGCCAUGGGCAACGUCGUCACCGGGACAGAUGAGCAAACGCAGAAGGCCAUCGACGCGGGCAUGCUGGCGGUCCUGCCACAGCUCCUGCGCCACCGCAAGGCCACCGUGCAGAAGGAGGCGGCGUGGGCCCUGAGCAACAUCGCCGCCGGGCCGUGCAGCCAGAUACAGCAGCUCAUCACCUGCGGGCUGCUGCCCCCGCUGGUGGAACUCCUGGACAAGGGAGACUUCAAGGCGCAGAAGGAGGCCAUCUGGGCAGUUACCAACCUCACCACUGGAGGCACCGUCGAGCAAGUGGUGGAGAUGGUCCAGGCAGGCACUUUGAAGCCUCUGCUGAAUUUGCUGUCUAUCAAAGAUGGCAAAACCAUCUUUAUGAUUCUGGAUAGCCUCUCGAACAUCUUCCAGUCAGCUGAGAAGUUAGGGGAGACAGAAAAGCUGUGUCUUCUGGUGGAAGAGCUUGAUGGCCUGGAGAAGAUUGAAGCCCUGCAGACCCAUGAGAACACCCUGGUCUACAAAGCUGCGCUGGGUCUCAUAGAGAAAUAUUUUUCUGGCGAGUCAUCAAGGGCUGAUGGAGGCGGUGUUGAUGGCCUGGGCCAGGGACAUGUGUGGGAAGGGCACCAGGUGUCCUUCGUGGCCCUCAUCCUCACCCCUUUGAGAGCUGUUGAAGCCAUCAGCUCGCCUUGCAGUAUAAACCGUUGGCACAUUUAUCUGAAAGAUUCUUCGCAGCCGAAAGCUCCUGUGGAGGCUAAACGCCAGUUGCUAGAGAAGGUGGCCCCGCCGGCUUGCAAUCGAGCGACCGUCCUCUGA
Messenger RNA from Varanus komodoensis (Komodo dragon), 1722 nucleotides. It is a transcript of the gene KPNA7, whose product is annotated as karyopherin subunit alpha 7. Gene Ontology annotation, biological process: NLS-bearing protein import into nucleus. Gene Ontology annotation, cellular component: cytoplasm; nucleus. The coding region runs from base 1 to 1722 and encodes 573 amino acids. The record is from RefSeq and is a predicted model, not a curated record. The transcript is spliced from 10 exons. NCBI's taxonomy places the organism in Eukaryota, Metazoa, Chordata, Lepidosauria, Squamata, Varanidae. Gene Ontology annotation, molecular function: nuclear import signal receptor activity; protein binding.